Messenger RNA from Selaginella moellendorffii, 2097 nucleotides. RefSeq names its product pentatricopeptide repeat-containing protein At4g02750-like. Gene Ontology annotation, biological process: RNA modification. The transcript is spliced from 2 exons. The record is from RefSeq and is a predicted model, not a curated record. Bases 1 to 2097 code for a protein of 698 amino acids. Gene Ontology annotation, molecular function: RNA binding; protein binding. Lineage: Eukaryota; Viridiplantae; Streptophyta; Lycopodiopsida; Selaginellales; Selaginellaceae.
AUGGAAGCAAAUGGAACCAGUUUCUCCAAAGAGCGGUCCCUCGCCCGGAUCAAAAGGCUUCACGGAAUUCUGCGAGAGAAUGGCUAUGAUCGAGAUGAUACAAUGCUGGGAAAUGUUCUUGUCCAGGCAUAUGGGAACUGCGGGAACAUUGAGGAAUCUCGAUUCGUGUUUGGGAGGAUCCGGCACAGGAACAUCUUCUCGUGGACAAUCCUUCUUGUGGCAAAUGCCCAAAAUGGGCAUCUUGAGGACGCUAGGCUUGUCUUUGAUAGAAUGCCACAGAGGAAUCUUAUCGCAUCUAAUGCAAUCCUUGCGGCGUUUUGUAAGUCUGGGGAUUUUGAAUCAGCCGAAGAUAUGUUUGAGAAAAUGGAGACUAAAAACACUGUCACGUCGAACACAAUGCUUGCCGCAUAUGCCCAAAAUCGGCAUUUGGAUAAAACUCAAAAGUUCUUUGAUAUAAUAUUUGAUCGGGAUGCUUUUAGCUGGUCGAUUCUCGUCAAUGCUUUUGCACAAUGCGGCUAUAUGGAUCACGCAAAGAACAUUUUUGACCUGGCUCCACAGAGAGAUUCUUCCCUUUGGAACGCCGUCAUUGCGGGAUAUUCUAGAAAUGGAGAUUCCGCGUCUGCUUUGGCUACGUUUCAUGCAAUGGAUCUCCAGCCGGAUCAAAUUACUUUCGUUUCAGCAAUCGAUGCAUGUUCGACUGUCGAGGAAUUGGAAGAAGUUCGUGAAAAGUUGGCGAGCUUUGAUUUCAGCACGGCGGUUUACGUGGGAAACGCAUUAAUUGCGACGUAUGGAAAAUGUGGUCAGAGCAUUUGUGCUAGAGAUGUCUUUGAUCAAAUGCCGGCAAGGGAUGUUCAAACGUGGAAUACCAUUUUAGCGACAUAUGCCCAAGCAGGGCACAUGCGAAAUGCUCAAGACACCUUUGAGAGAAUGCCAUCUCGAGAUGUAGUAACGUUCAACUCCAUGGUGGCAGCUUUUUCUCAAGACCGCAAUCUUUCCAAGGCCAAAGAAAUCUUUGAUGAAUGUCCGUGUGUGAACUUACAGUCCUGGAAUGCUUUGCUCGCAGGAGUUGUAAACAAUGAGCUAGCAAAACAGGCCAUUACACUCUUUGUCUCGAUGGACUGUGAGGGCCUCCAGCCGAACAAGCUCACAUUCUUGGCUGCCCUAGAUGCUGCUGCGAUGCUAUGCUCAUUGUCUCUGAGUGAAAAGCUACACGACGAAGUCACAGUUCUUGGCUUCGAGUCAGACGUUUUCAUUGGAACAUCACUUGUGACCCUGUACGGAAGAUGCGGCAACGUACCGAAAGCAGCUGCGGUCUUUGAAACAAUGCGUUCGAGAAAUCUGGUAUCUUGGAACGCUAUGCUUGCAGCAUAUGCCCAUAAUGGGCACUGCAGGAAAGCCAUUGGGCUGCUGAAAACAAUGGACGUUUCGGGUGUUCGUCCCGAUAACGUCACCUUUGUGAGCGUUGCAGACGCUUGCUCCAACCUCGGAAGCCUGGCAACCUCUCGACUUGUUCACAAAACCAUGGCCGAAAGCGUGAUUGACAAAACAAACGACGUUACUCUUUGCAACUCACUCGUAAACAUGUAUGCAAAGUGUGGCAGCGCUCGAGAUGCGUGGAAGGUCUUCACAGCAAUGCCGAAGCGAAACGCCGUGACUUGGAACUCUAUAGUUGCAGCAUUUGCCCAGAACGAUCGGCCGCGCGAGGCUAUCCAUCUCUUCAACUUGAUGUGUCUGGAAGGUGGCGCUCCAAACGAAGUUACGCUCUUGAGCGUUCUCGCGGCUUGUAGUCACGCUGGGAUGGUCGGACGAGGCUGGAGUUUCUUCCAUUCCAUGAGAGAUGACUUUGGGGUGGCGCCCAAGAUGGAGCACUACGCGUGCCUGGCGGAUCAACUGGGCCGAGCUGGGCAUUUGAAAGAUGCUCAAGGGAUCAUUGAUAUCAUGCCUUACGAGCCCCACUCCAAUGCUCGAGUGGCGCUGCUAAGUUCCUGCGGUGUUCACGGCGAUGUUUCGAUUGGAAAGUGUGCGUUUGAUGAGCUCGUCGCUUUCGAUCCGGAGAACGGAGCUUCGUAUGUAUUGGCUUCCAACUUCAAAGACUAG